AUGACACAGGCCCCAACCAACCCCAACGCCCUCCAUCAUACAGGCCCCAACCAACCCCAACGCCCUCCAUCAUACAGGCCCCAACCAACCCCAACGCCCUCAUCACACAGGCCCCAACCAACCCCAACUCCCUCCAUCACACAGGCCCCAACCAACCCCAACUCCCUCCAUCACACAGGCCCCAACCAACCCCAACGCCCUCCAUCACACAGGCCCCAACCAACCCCAACGCCCUCCAUCACACAGGCCCCAACCAACCCCAACGCCCUCCAUCACACAGGCCCCAACCAACCCCAACUCCCUCCAUCACACAGGCCCCAACCAACCCCAACGCCCUCCAUCACACAGGCCCCAACCAACCCCAACGCCCUCCAUUACACAGGCCCCAACCAACCCCAACGCCCUCCAUCACACAGGCCCCAACCAACCCCAACGCCCUCCAUUACACAGGCCCCAACCAACCCCGACUCCCUCCAUCACACAGGCCCCAACCAACCCCAACUCCCUCCAUUACACAGGCCCCAACCAACCCCAACUCCUCCAUCAUACAGGCCCCAACCAACCCCAACGCCCUCCAUCAUACAGGCCCCAACCAACCCCAACUCCUUCCAUUACACAGGCCCCAACCAACCCCAACGCCCUCCAUCACACAGGCCCCAACCAACCCCACCUCCUUCCAUUACACAGGUCCCAACCAACCCCAACGCCCUCCAUUACACAGGCCCCAACCAACCCCACCUCCUUCCAUUACACAGGCCCCAACCAACCCCAACGCCCUCCAUCACACAGGCCCCAACCAACCCCAACGCCCUCCAUUACACAGGCCCCAACCAACCCCAACGCCCUCCAUCACACAGGCCCCAACCAACCCCAACUCCCUCCAUCACACAGGCCCCAACCAACCCCAACGCCCUCCAUUACACAGGCCCCAACCAACCCCAACGCCCUCCAUCACACAGGCCCCAACCAACCCCAACGCCCUCCAUUACACAGGCCCCAACCAACCCCAACGCCCUCCAUCACACAGGCCCCAACCAACCCCACCUCCUUCCAUUACACAGGCCCCAACCAACCCCAACGCCCUCCAUCACACAGGCCCCAACCAACCCCAACGCCCUCCAUUACACAGGCCCCAACCAACCCCAACGCCCUCCAUUACACAGGCCCCAACCAACCCCACCUCCUUCCAUCACACAGGCCCCUACCAACCCCAACUCCUUCCAUUACACAGGCCCCAACCAACCCCAACUCCUUCCAUUACACAGGCCCCAACCAACCCCAACGCCCUCCAUCACACAGGCCCCAACCAACCCCGACUCCCUCCAUUACACAGGCCCCGACUCCCUCCAUUACACAGGCCCCAACCAACCCCAACAUCACACAGGCCCCAACCAACCCCAACUCCUUCAUUACACAGGCCCCAACCAACCCCGACUCCCUCCAUUACACAGGCCCCAACCAACCCCAACGCCCUCCAUCACACAGGCCCCAACCAACCCCAACUCCCUCCAUCACACAGGCCCCAACCAACCCCAACGCCCUCCAUCACACAGGCCCCAACCAAGCGUAACUCCCUCCAUCACACAGGCCCCAACCAACCCCAACGCCCUCCAUCACACAGGCCCCAACCAAGCGUAA
Messenger RNA from Salmo salar (Atlantic salmon), 1638 nucleotides. NCBI's taxonomy places the organism in Eukaryota, Metazoa, Chordata, Actinopteri, Salmoniformes, Salmonidae. The record is from RefSeq and is a predicted model, not a curated record.